Molecule: messenger RNA, 708 nt
Organism: Paramecium pentaurelia
Lineage: Eukaryota; Ciliophora; Oligohymenophorea; Peniculida; Parameciidae
Source: the annotation of a GenBank genome assembly
AUGAUUUUGAUCCGUAAUUUUAACAACAAGAAAAAUCUAAGCGAAUUAAUUGAUUUUGGAAAUCAUCUCCUUUAUAAAGCUGAAUAAAAUCUAAAUUUAAUAAGAUGCUUAAAGAAUAAAAAAUUCAAUAUUGAAUGGUUACUAAAACUAAGUGAUGCCAGAUAAAUUUUUACAGUCAGUGAUAAUUCUAAAUAUAUAGCAACAUGGAAUUAAGAUACGAAAGAAUUCUUUUUAGAAAACAAAAGGACAGAGAACAAAUAAAACAAAUAUCAAAAUUUAAAAAUUACAUCAAUUUCUGUUAUGUUAUAAAUUCAAUUUUCUUUAUUCAAAGACAUUAAAGGUUUACAAAAAAAAUAUUUUCUAAAGAUUUUGUUUGAAAAAUAUAACUCCUUCAACGCUAUAAUGUAGUUUAUGAAGAUUAAAUUAAUGCUUUAAUAACGUUAAUAUUUAAAAGAAUGUUUAAUUUAUAAACCAUCAAAAUAGAUUAUAUGUUUUUUAUAAAUUAGUGAAUUUGCUAAUUUUGUAAUAUUUUAGUAAGUAAACUAAUUUUUGUUUGACAUUAUUCCUAGAUUAAGAGGAGCAGGAUAUGGUACAGCAAAAAUUCCUUUAGAUAAAGUUGAAAACUCAAUAUAUCAAUUAGUUAAAGGGCUUAAAUAUAAAAUAGUUUAUCAGUAAAUCAAAUUUCGAAAUUUUAACAUUAAUAAAUGA